AAAGGACCAUGAAGAACCUUCCCCAUUCUCAUGGGCUACUCAAGAUGCAGGUUGACAGUGGACUCAACUCUGGGAUGUAUGCAUCAGAGAUGGGCUCAGAGACUUGGACUCUGUCUUCGAUCUUGAAGCAGCCCUGCAGCUUGAUCACAGGCCCUCUCAGCCUCAGAUCGCAUUGGUACUGUUGGACCCGUGUAGUUUCAGCAGCAGUCCUGCUGAGAUGUGAGGAUGUUACAGUCAUCAGCAGGUCAAGUGAAAGAUCUGCUUCGUACCUCGGAGCAAACUCCAAUCUCCUUGCUUUAGGUCUUGGAGACCAUCUAGUUCAACCAUGGACCACCAUCCAUGAAGGACACACCCACCCUGCAUUCUCCACACAGAAAGACACAGAGGAGGCUCCCUCCUGGGACCUCAGAUUAGGCAUAAACCACACCCAAACACCUGUUUUUACUGAGAGAUUCUUUCUUAAGGAGGGCAGAAAAGUUAAAGUGGCUGAUUUCAGAACCCAGAGUCUGCUGGACUCCUCAUCAGGCCCAUUAAACAGAGAUGCCAUUGAGUAGCCAUGAGACUCGUUCUGAGAAUGUUUG
Messenger RNA from Rattus rattus (black rat), 581 nucleotides. RefSeq lists its product as uncharacterized. The transcript is spliced from 2 exons. Lineage: Eukaryota; Metazoa; Chordata; Mammalia; Rodentia; Muridae. The record is from RefSeq and is a predicted model, not a curated record. The coding region runs from base 9 to 554 and encodes 181 amino acids.